Messenger RNA from Paramecium sonneborni, 12333 nucleotides. NCBI's taxonomy places the organism in Eukaryota, Ciliophora, Oligohymenophorea, Peniculida, Parameciidae. The record is from the annotation of a GenBank genome assembly.
AUGUUUCAUUUAGUAUUUAUCCUAAUAGUUAUUUAUCAAGUCUAUGCUUAAACUAAACUUAAGCUGUAAGGUCCACAACCACUUUAUAUGGAUUGUAAAAACUUCUCAGAUGGUAUGAAAAUUUUUAUAAAUUUUAAGUGGAUAAUGGUUUUGUCGGAAAUUAAUACUUUUAUAAAUAUCUAUCUUAAGAAGGCACACUCAAAUCUUUAGAUUAAAUUUCAUUUAGUUUUUGGAUGAUGGUGCAUUCUAAGAUGAAAAUGAGUGGAAGAUAAAUUAUAUUUAGUUUUGUUGAUGGAUUUUCAUCAAAUCCUGUAAUAAUUAUAAUUUAUUUAGUAUUUAAAUUUGAUGCUUUAUUAUAGAAUAGAAUCAGGUGAUUACUAUUUAAAUUUAAUUAAUCAAAAAAUGACUCCCGAAAUUUUAAAAUUAAAAAUUGUUUAGUAUUUUAUAUGAUAUUAUAUGUUAGAGAAAAAGAUCUUUUCAGAGAUUCAUGGAGUCAUGUAUUUCUUUCAAUUGAUUAAAAAUCUUCAAACAAUACUUUCCUUAACCUGAAAUUUUUUUCAACUUAUAAUUUUUAGCUUUUUUAAGUAGUUGACACAUUAAUUAAUGAGAAGUAGAUAUUGAUCUAAAUUUUAGACUAAUUUUUAAAUUUAAUGUUCAUUCUAGAAUAACAAAUUAACCACUCCUAAUUAAUGCACUCACGGAUUAUAAGGCUUGCAUUAACCUAGCAAAUUUUGAUUAUAUAAAUGGAUGGUCAUCUAUGGACUAAGAAAUAUAUGUAGAUUAUGAACCCAUACUUAAAUUUUCAUUAAAACCUUAUGCAUCAGAAGGUCUUAUAGUAGAUAAAGUUUUUGAUCAAAUUAAUUUGAGACAAAGUACAGUUCCAAUUGAAUAUAGUGGAAAUAUAGGUUUGAAUUUGUAUAAGAAUACAUAGAUAGUUUACAAUUUCUUAGAAAAAUUGUCUUCUUUAACAAUAAUGUUUUGGGUUAAACCUUAAAAUAUAUAAUCUUCAUUUUAAUUUUUAUCUUUAACAGAUGAUGUUUUAUAAGAAACAAGUAUAGGGUUUGGAGUUAAUAAAAAUUAUGAUCUAUUGUUUUAUCAAAUUUAUUCUAAGUCUCCAAUUGGGGCUUUGGCCUCCAACACUUGGAAAAAAGUUACAGCUGCAUUUUUAGAUUUAGGUUUUAAUGCAAACUUUGUGCCAUUAAAUUAAAAAAAAGCAAUGAGAAUAUUUAUUGAUAAUGUCUAAACAAAGUUAGAUUUUGUUAUGAACAUAAAACCAUAUAAAAGAUUAGUUAUAGGACCUGUUUUUAUGGAUGAUUAUGGAUAAGAAGUCAUUGACAUUUAAGAUAUAAAAAUUUUUUCAGGAUAUGGAAUUAUAUAAACAUUUAAUCAUGAUUGUUAAAUGUUGGUUGGCAAGUAUUGUGCAUUUUGUAAAUCAGGCACUCAUUAUUGUAAAGAAUAAGAUCCUAAUGAUGACAUUAAAGUUUAUAAUUGUCCAGCUGGAUAUAAAGAUUAAAAUUAUGAAUGCUCUUAAAUUAUUAUUCCAAAUUGUCUCAGAAUGCCAUCUUCUACAUGCGAAAUAUGUGCAAAAGAUUAUCUAUUAACAAACGGAUAAUGUUUAUCAACUAAUUAAAGUGUUACAUCUCCUUUCGCUUGUUAGGAUCUUAAUGCACAAUUUUGCUCAAUCAUGAAUUCCAUAACUAAAUCUAUUAAAAUCAGAAGUGACAUAAGUAAAUUAUGCUUAAAUAAUUUAUACUCAUUCAGCUAAUAGACCUGUACUGGAACAGCAGUACUUUCAUGCUUGAAAUCUUAAUAUCGUUCGUAGUGUUUGUAGUGUUAACCUGGUUUUUCAUUAUCUGAAAUUAAAACUUGCUCAAAAAGUUGCUCAAAUAAUUUUAAGUUUUUAUAAUCAGAUGGUUAAUGUGUAAAUUAAUGUAAAAAAUAUUUAUUCAGCAUAACAUGUGCUUUUACAGGCAGCAUAUAAACUAAUUAAUGCAAUCCAUUAGAUACUUGUUUAAGCACUGAAAAGGAUCUUGGAUAUUAUUGUUUGACAAGUGCAUAAAGUAUUCCAGGAAAAACUAAGAGUUGUAAAAUAGUAAGAGGCAAAGUUUUAUAAGAUUAAAUUUUUCUUUGCCAUUAAAAAUGCAAAUAUUGUUUUGGCUCUAAUGAAAGAAAUUGUUUGGGUUGCUAUGACAAUAUGUAUUUCAAUCCUCAUACCACAUAAUGUUUAUCUACUUGCUAUAACCCUAAUUAGAAUGCCAGAUUUAUAUAUAAUAACAUAUAAAAUUGGAUGUGUGAAUUAGCAUGUCCAUCUUAUUUAUUAACUCAGGAUUUUAAUUGUGUAAAAGAAUGCAGUGAAGGAUAUAAAUUAUAUGAAAAUAAAUGCUACAAAACUAAUCUAAGUGAAAUGUAUGAAACAACAUUAGAUAUUAUAUAUAAAGAAAAAGAAUUAUAAGGACAAGUAGAAGUAGAAGUAGAAAAAAUAAAAACAAUUGACAUACUGAAGAAUUGUCCAGAAUUUUGUGAAUCAUGUAAUAGUGAUACAAUUUGUACAAAGUGUCUAAAUCUUUACCCUAUGGAUGAUAAUAUGUGUGUUAAAUCAUGCUACCCAAAAUACUUAGAGAUUAUAAAUGAUAUUUAUUCAUGUAAAUUAAGUUGUGACGUUGGAGAUUUAAUCUACAAAAAUGAUAAUAUUAAUGGAUAUCAAAUUAAUUAAUGUUUUAAGAAAAAAUGUGGAGUUAUUAGAGUCAAUAAAGAAUAUUAAACUUAUUAACAUUAAACAGAUUCACAUCGAUGUCUGUAUCCAUGUGAAGCAGGAUAUUAUGGUAACACUCUCCUUCUUUAAUGUUAACCAUGUAGUGAUAAGUGUAUGACCUGUGAAGUAUAUCCAUAAUUUUGCACUUCUUGUUACCCUAUGACAUUCUUAUAGGAUAGUGAUUGUUUUGAAUCAUGUAGAGGAAAGUUUUAAAAUUAUAUAAACUGGAAAUGCGAAGGAUCUUGUUCAACAGGAUAUAAAGUUGUAGAUAAAGUUUCCAAUAUAAAUGCUUGUGUUUCAAAAUGUGGAGAAAUCUUUGCCACUUUUGUUUAUUCUUGGAAUAAUAGCUGUUAUGAAAAAAAACCAGAAAUAGGAGCUUAUUGUAUAGGAUACGAAUGCUAUAACUGUAAUUAUAAGUGCAACACAUGUUCAGGUCCUAACGCUAAUUAAUGUUUAUCUUGUAAACCAAAAACUUAUUUAUAAAAUAAUGAAUGUGUUAAAUAUUGCAUUCCAUAAUUCUAGGAUAAUAUUAAUUGGUAAUGUGUUAAUGAAUGCCCAAUAGAUAGUUAUCGUACUUCAGGAAAGUUAUUAAUUAAUGGUAUUAAUCAAAAUGUUACAUGUUGUGCUAUUACUUGCUUAUUUAAUUAAUAUUAAUUUUAAAAUUAAUGCUUUAAUAGUUAACAAUCUGAAACUUACUGUUAAAAAAGAGAAAAUUAUUAUUAUUGUGAUAAGUGUGCCUCUGUUUGCAAAGAAUGUCAAAAUGCCUAUUCUACAUCUUGUUCAAAAUGUGCUAUUGGAGCUUAUUUAUAAGGAACUACAUGUUUCACUGAUUGUCCAGAUAAUGCACCUUAUAAGGAUGAUAACAAUUAAAGAUGUGUUACAACUUGCCCUUACUAUGCAGAAAAUGGUCGUUGCGUUUAUUCAUGUUCUCCUUCAUUUUACUAAUAUUAAUUAAAAAAACUUUGUUAUUAAAUGGGAUGUCCAUUAGGAACUUAUAAUUAACCUAAUACAAAAUAAUGUUAUAAUUGUUAUAUUGGUUGUGCAACUUGUACUGGAGGUCUUCAAAAAUAAUGUAAAACUUGUUUACCUGGAUAUUUUUUGAACGGAGGAACAUUUUGCAUGAAUGGUUGUACAGUUGAGCCAGAUUUAGUUUAAGAUUGGGUUAAUGGAGCAUGUGUGCAAUAAUGCCCUUAAGGUACAUAUUUACAAACAUUACCUGGAGGAGACCUAGCUUGUAAAGAAGAUUGCCCAAUUUAUUAUUAUUCUAAUAUAUGCGUUUCGAAUUGUCCAGAAUAAACAUAUUUAGAUAAAUAAAUUUGUAGAAGUUGUGCAAGUGCUUGUUCAGAAUGUUUUGGCACAAAAAUCGAUCAAUGUUCUAAAUGUGAUCUUGGAUAUUAUAUUGAAUAAACUACAUGUUAUGCAAUUUGCCCUGAUUAUAAGCCAUAUGCAAAUUUAGCUGAUUCAAGAUGUGUUGCUCAAUGCCCUGAUUAUUUAUACUUAAAAAAAAAUUAUUGCUUUAGUCCCUGCCCUGCCAUCUUAUACUAUUAUGAAAUAAAUGGUAAAAAAGAAUGUGUUGAUCAAUGCUAUUCAAAAUCUUAUUUAUGGCUUGGUAAAUGUUAUGAAUGUAAUUCAAUUUGCAAAGAAUGUUUUGGCCCUAAUAAUGGAAAUUGUCUUGAAUGUGAAUUACCUUACUUUUUGAAUUAAUAGACAUGUGGAGUCACCUGUCCUAAAUUUUAUGACUAAACAGAUCAUAUAUGCAAAGAUGCAUGUCCUGUUAAUUUAGUUAUUUAAGAAUCUAAUUGUUAAAAUAAAUGUGAUCCUGGAUAUUUAAUUUAUAAUAAGGUUUGUGUUAAAUAUUGUCCAUUUUAUGCAUAUUAAGUGGAUAACUACUGCUAUGAUUGUAAUUUUUUUUGUAGCUCUUGUUUUGGACCAACAUCUAAUGAAUGCUUUUCUUGUAAUGAUAAUUAUUUUUAAGAUGGAUAUAGUUGUAAAUCAGUUUGCCCUUAAUUUUAUAAUAAAGAAAAUAAAAAAUGUAUGCUUAAUUGCACUGGUCUGUAAGAAAUCACCGAAAAAAAAGAGUGUGUUUCUUAAUGUCCAUCAAAUUACAUAACUUGUUAAUCUAAAUGUGUUUUAGUCCUAUAAGAUGGAUAUUAUUAAGAUGGAAAAAUAUGUAAAAAAUGUGAUCCUAGAUGUUCAAAAUGCACUUCCCCAACACUUUGUUAAGCUUGUGUUUAAAAUUUUUAUCUUGAAGUUUAAUCUUGUGUGAUGAUUUGCUCGAAUUCUUAUUUGUACAUGGAUCCCCUUUCGAGAUCCUGUGUAACAAAAUGUCCUUACACAUUAUAUCAUUUAGAAUAAUAUGGAAAAAGAUUUUGUGUAGCUGAUUGCGCUUACAAACUUUAUGAUUAAUGUGUAUUAAAAUGUCCAAAAGGAAUGUAUUCAAAAAAUAAAGUAUGUACUAAAUGCCCUUAAUAUUGUGAAGAAUGUGAAACUGCUACAAAAUGUACAAAAUGUUUAUUGGGUUAUUAUUUUUAAAAUGGAUCAUGCUUAAAAAGUUGUUUAAAUAGUAAGACUGAUACAAAGAAUUUUAAGUGUGUUAAUACGUGUGAUGCUUCUUUGUUUGAAUAUAAAAAUGAAUGCUUAGAAAAUUGUCCAACAAAUCCAAUUUUGUAUAAAAAUAAAAAAAUAUGUUCUCUUUCAUGUCCAAAUAAUACUUAUUAAAACGAAAGAGAAUGUGUAGAUUGCAAUGCAUCCUGUUUAACAUGCAUAGGACCUACUAAUAAAGAUUGCAUAACAUGUUAAGAUGGAUUUUAUUUGGAUAAUUAAAUUUGUACCAAUGCAUGUUCAUCUUUAUAUGAUGAAGUCAAUAAAAAAUGUGUUCUUGCGUGUCCUAAAAAUCUCUUUAAGAAUUAAAAUAAAUGUGUAAAAAUAUGUGAUGCUUACCAAUAUAUUAAUAAUUGUGUUAACACCUGUCCACCAUAAACAUAUGCUUUGAAUUAAAAAUGUUUUGAUUGUUCUGAAAAUUGUCAAGAAUGCAAUUCUUUNGAAUGAUUAGACAUGUGAAGUCACCUGUCCUUAAUUUUAUGACUUAACAGAUCAUAAAUGUAAAGAUGCAUGUCCUGUUAAUUUAGUAAUUUAAGGUGUUAAUUGUUAAAAUGAAUGUGAUACUGGCUAUUUAAUUUAUAAUUAAGUUUGUGUUAAUGAUUGUCCAUCUUUUGCGUAUUAAGUGGAUAACUACUGCCAUGAUUGUAAUUUAUUUUGUACUACUUGUUUUGGAUCAUCAGCUAACGAAUGUUUUUCUUGUAUUGAUAAUUAUUUCUUAGAUGGAUAAAGUUGCAAAUCAGUAUGUCCUUUAUUUUAUAAUAAAGAAACUAAAGAAUGUUUGCAAAAUUGCACUGGCCUGUAUGAAAUCAUCGAAAAUAAAGAGUGUGUUUCUUCAUGUCCACUAAAUUAUAUAACUUGUGAAUCUAAAUGUGUUUUAGUCCUAGAAGAUGGAUAUUAUGAGAAUAACAAACAAUGCUAAAAAUGUGAUCCUAAAUGUUCAAAAUGCACCUCAGGCACUAUUUGUUAAGCUUGUGCAAAGAAUUUUUAUCUUGAAGUUUAAAAUUGUGUAAGUUUUUGCUCAAAUUAAUAUUUACAUAUGGAUCCUAUUACAAAUUAGUGUGUAACUAAAUGUCCACCUACAUUGUAUCAUCAGGAAUCAUUUGGUAAAAGAUUUUGUGUAGCUGAUUGCACUUUUAGAUUAUAUGAUCAAUGCGUAUCAAAAUGUCCAAAUGGAAUGUAUUCAAAAGAUAAAGUAUGUACAAAAUGUCCUUAAUAUUGUGAAGAAUGUGAGACUGCUACAAAAUGCACAAAAUGUUUAUAAGGAUAUUAUUUUCAAAAUGGAUCAUGCUUACUUAGUUGUGUAAGUGGUAAAACAGAUAGAAAAAAUAUUAACUGUGUUGAUGAGUGUGAUGCUUCUUUGUUUGAAUUUUAAAAUGAAUGCUUAGAAAAUUGUCCCACAGAUCCAAUUUUGUAUAACAAUAAAAAGAUAUGUUCUCUUACAUGUCCAAAUAAUACAUAUUAAAAUGAAAGAGAAUGUAUAGAUUGCGAUGCAUCCUGUUUAACAUGCAUAGGACCUACAGAUAAAGAUUGCCUAACUUGUUAAGAUGGAUAUUAUUUGGAUAAUUAAAUUUGUACAAAUUUAUGUUCAUCUUUAUAUGAUGAAGUUAAUAAAAAAUGUGUUAUCACUUGUCCUACUAAUCUCUUUUAAGAUUAAGAUAAAUGUGUAAAAAUAUGUAGUGCAUACCAAUAUAUUAAUAAUUGUGUUAACACCUGUCCACCAUUAACAUAUACUUUGAAUUAAAAAUGUUUUGAUUGUUCUGAAAAUUGUCAAGAAUGUAAUUCUCUUGGAUGCACAAUAUGUGGUUCUGGUACAUUUUUAAAUGAUGGUUUAUGUAGUAAUUAUUGCCCAUAUUUUUACAAUAAAGUAAAUAAUCAAUGUGCUUAAUUAUGUCCAAAAGAUACUUUUGUAUAUAUAGAUCAUUGUUAUUCAGAAUGCCCUGUGAGUACUUAUUCAUAUAAAAAUAAUUGUCUUUUGGCAUGUCCAGCUUUAACAGUUUAAGUAAAUAAUGCAUGCGUUUCAUGUUCUGAAAGAUGUUUAAUUUGUAAGAGUGAACAUGAAUGUUCAAAAUGCGAAAACCCAUAUUUUUUAUUUAAUGGUUAUUGCGUUGUGAAAUGCCCAAUAUAAUUACCUUUUUAAGACAUUACUAAUGGCUUGUGUGUUUCGACUUGUCCACCUGAAUCUUAUGAAAAAGGAUAUGAGUGUGUUAAGGAAUGUGAUUUGAUUAUACACUAAAAGCAAUGCCUCUAAGCAUGUCCUAUUGGGUAUUACGGUAAUGAUUAUUGUAAACCAUGCCGAUUAGAAUGCGAAGCUUGUUCAAGUUUUGAAAUUUGCACAGAAUGUAAUGAAAAUUUCUUUCUUGAAUUCAAUCAAUGUGAUACUUAAUGUACUAAAAUAAAAGAUUUAAAAUCAAAAUCAUGCGUCAAUGUUUGCAACAAUUUUUUAUAUAAGAAUGUUUGUUAUGAAACUUGCCCAAAUAACACAUAUGAAUUUAUAAACGAAUGUGUCUUAAAUUGUAAUAAUGGGUAUUAUGGCACUAUAGACUAUAAAUGCUAGAAGUGUCCCUAAUAAUGUGUAAAUUGUAUUAACUCUUCCGAAUGUACCAAAUGUACUAUAGGAUACUUUUUACAUAAUAAACAAUGUUUAGAUUAAUGUCCUGUCUCAUUUUUUUCAAAUCCUGUACUUAACGAGUGUUCAAAAAAAUGUCCUGUCACGACAUUUAUAUUUUAAAAUUCUUGUCUUUUUGAAUGCCCCUCUUAAUAUUUUAACGAUAUGGAUAAUUAUAAAUGUGUGAAUAAUUGUGGACCUUAAUAGUAUUUAAGUAAAAAAAACUGUUUAAAAUGUUCGAUAGAAUGUGAUUAGUGCACUGGAAAAGGAAAUAAUAAUUGCAUCAAGUGUGCAAGCAGUUUUAUCUUGACUGAAGAUGGAUUUUGUAUAGGCAAUUGUAAAGAUGGAUAUUACAAAUAAGAUAAUUCUUGUUAUUAAUGUAUACAUAAGUGUUAAACAUGCUCAAAUGCGACUGAUUGCAUUAAAUGUAGAGGGUUCAAUAGAAAUGCUGAAGAUUGUUCUUGUCCAAAAGGAUACUAUGAUGAUGAAUUCUAAGAUGAUUGUAAAAAAUGUCCUUGUGAUGAAUGUACUUCAAGUGAUAACUGUCUUAUAUGUAAAAAUAAUCUUUAAGUUCCAAAAUGUAAUUGCGAUAGAGUUCUCAAUGAUGAUUGGUGCAUUACUUGUCAAGUAGCUAAAGUCAAUAUUUAUUAUUCUGAUGAUCUAAAUCAAAUAAUAGUAAAUUUUGGUUAUUUAAUUUCUGUUAAUUUAAUAAAUCCAUUUUAACCUUCAAAUUGUUCUUCUUGGUUUGAUAAUUCAGAAAUUUUUGGUAAAAAUGCUUAAUGUUAUUUAUCUUGGAAUAGAUAUGCCGUACACAUUAUAUUAUAACCUUAUGCAUCUAUUAAAAUAGGAGAUUAGUUAAAUUUUAAGAGUUCUUUUUAUAGAGACGUAGAUUAAGGGAUUUGUGAUGAACUGUUUAUUGAAUAAUUUAUUGAAAAUUAAGUGAAAGAACCUUAAAGCUUCUCUAAACCUUAUAUUCUUUUUGAUGUUCCUUCAUUUGUUAGCACAUGCAAAACAAUAUUUAUUAAAUAAAUCUUAUUAGAUGGUACUGGUUAAAAACUAUAGACUAUUCUAUCUUGGACCCUUAAAGAAAUGGAAAAUGAGGAAUAAUUUCUACAAAUGGAUGCAUUCUUAGCUAAUCAAUAAAAUGAGAUUACUAUUCCUAUAGGUACCUUAUCAACAAAUGUUACAUAUACAAUCACAGCAAAGUAUAUUAAUUUCUUGUAAAGAGUUAAUUUCACAACAUUUUCAUUUACAACUCUCCCAAUACAAGCUCCUUAUGUAUUUUUAAGUUUUGAACCUCUAAUGGCAAGAGUUUAUGUAUUUGAUUGCCAUGUCUCUUACUCAGAUUUGAAAAAUGAAUUUAAUGUUGCUAUUGAGAUAUUAGGAAAUAACAACGAAUCAUACAUUUAAUUAACUUAAUAAGUAAACCCAAUUUAUGACAUUCCUCUGAAUGAGUCCCUGCUUCCUAAAGAAACUCCCUUAUAAUUUAUUGCUUCGACUGGAAGUUCGAUAAUAAAGGAAGUUUUUUUUUUAAAAUCGAAAGAAAUAGAAAUAAAUUUUUUAUAAAAAAAUAGGUUUAUUGGUUUGGAUAAUUAAAUUAAUGCAAGAGGCUUUGAUAGAAACAUAUAAGAUGAAAUUUUAAGCACAAAAGAAAUCGCUUAUGAAUGGCAAUGCAAUAACUUACAUAAUUUAUAACCUUGCAAAACAGAUGAAAAUCAAAUUAUGCAAUUUCCAUCUAGAAGAGUUGUCAAUAUCUUUGCUGAUAGUUAAAAUACAACUUUCGUAUUUUUCGCAAAAGCAUCUAAAGGUAAUAGAUGGACAGUCAAAGAAUAAUUGAUAAUCAUUACAGACUUUAAUAUUGAGGAAGAAUUUACUAUCAAUAAUGAUGAUCCUAAAAAUUAUAUUAAUGCAAAUGAUGAAGUGACGAUUUUAUUAAAAAAAUAACAACAAUAUGCAUUUAUAAUCUAAAAACACAAAAUUCUGGAAUCUUUCAAAAUAACAAGCUUGUCAUUUAAAUUUAGAUUAGCUGGUUUUACAACUGAUUAUAAAAGUCCAGUUUACAUUUAUUUGAUACCAGGAAACGAAUCAAUCGCUUUCAAACUAAACGAUCCACCUCUAUAGGGAACUUUUUAAAUAGAUCCAUUAAUAGGAGAAUCUUUAGACUAUUUUAAUUACUCUGUUACAAAUCUUUUAGAGGGAAAUUAUUUCAGCCUUUAUUAUUAUUUUGAAAAAUCCAUGGUGGAAAGUGAUGUAAAUACAUAGUCUACAAUUAAUGGAAUUCCACUGGUCAUAAACACAAAUGUAACUUCUGGAUAAUUUUAAUUGCCUAAUGGAAUCACAAAUAAUUCAAUAUCUGUUCUAUGUGAGAUUCAUUCAAAUUACGGCGCUAAAUCUUACUUGAGAUAAGAUGUUUAUGUGGUAAGAAAAAAUUAUGAAUUUUAAUAAUUGUACAAAUCAUUCACUAAUAAAACUAAUUUAGAAGAUUUAUAAAGUCUUCACACUAUGAUUGCAUUGAUUUAGCUUGAAGAGCAAUAGGUUUGUUUGAAACAGUGUUCAGGUGUUGGAACCUGUGUUAAUGAUAAAUGUUAAUGCCCUCCUGGAUAUUACUUUGCUGAUUGCAGCGGAAAUUAAGACUAAUAAAAUUAAUUUAAUGAAUUUUUAAAUAAUGUUAUGUUAUCUUUGAUCAAGAGACCAAUAAAAAAUAACUAAGAAAUGAAAUUAUUUAGUGAAUCUCUUUACUUUUUAUAAUCAUUUAAUUCAAACAAUACAUUAAGUUUAGAAGAUUGUUAAACCAUAUUAUAAUCGUAUAUAGAGAACACAAAUUAAAGAUUAGAAUAGAUAAAUUAAUAUUCAAUAAAUUUAUAAUAUUAAUCUACUGAUGAUUUUAAUUACUCCUAAAUAGACAUUCGUUCUUUAAUUAAUAAAAAUGAUUUACAUAUCGCUCUUAAAAGUACUGUUUUUAUGUGGGAAAAAACAAUAUUUACUUAAGGUUCAAAUAUUUAUUAAUUACAAAAUCAUUUAGGCAACUUUAUAAAUAACAUUAUUGAAUUAUCUAUCUUUGCUUUAAAUCCAAACGAAAAAAUCGAUUUUUCAAUCGAUACUGCAUCCAUAAUUAUUUAUAAUUCCAAAACUAUCCCUUAAGUUUCUAAUAGAAUUUUGGAAGAAAUCCCCAAUAAUUAUUCAACAAGCUAUGAUAUCGUUUAAGCAAUCUAUAUUAGAAACUAUUAUGCUUUUGAUGGAUAUUUUCCAUAUCCACAAUAAAUUUAUCCAUUAUAUAACUUUUUAAUCAGAUCAUCAAAUAGAAAAGAAAAUAUAGAAUUAGAUUAACCUAUAUCCUAUAGAUUUGGCAUUUAAAAUGAUACAACAAAUUUAGUUUGUUUAUAAAGAAAUUCUAAGACUUAUGAAUGGUCUAAUAAUAAUUGCACUAUUUCUUCCAUAAAUUCAACUUACUUUUGUAAUUGUACUACUCUUUCACCUACAACAAUUUGUAAUGACUACGAUAAUAUUUAUGAAGGUACACCAGGUUUCAAGCUAAAUCUUCCUAAUAUCUUCUAUAUCAUUUACAUUUUUUAAUUAAUAAUUAUAGCUAUAUUUUUUAGUAAAGCUAAAAUACAUGAUAAUGAAAUAUCAAAUGAAAAUACAAAGUUUGGCCGUGUUUUUAAAUUAGCUAAAAGUCAUAGAGUGAAUAUUAUAGGUAAUUAAGUUUAUCCAGUUGAAUAAGAAAAGGAUACUCGGGAAUUAAUAAAAAAGCCAUAAAUUAACAAUAAUGAAUAAAAAAAUGAUAAGUUUCAUUUUAACUAUUUUUGGGUAAUUAAUUUUAUUUAUUUAGAAAUAUCAUUGCUUAACAUAGUUGAUAUUUAAAUAAUUAUCUUAUAUUAGCCCAUUGAUGAGAUCUCUUUUAAUAUUAUUAAGAUGGAAUUCAGCAUUAAUCAUUGGGGAAGUGUUAUGUUUAUCACAAUUUGAAUAUUAAGUUUCCAUUUGGAUAAUUCUUGCAUCAAUCAUUAUUUUAAGAUUAAGUGAAAAUUUUUUCAAAGUAUGAAUAAUCAUAUUUUUAGAAAAGAAUAAAGUAUUUCUUUAUUUUGAGACAGCAAAUUCUUGUUACAAUUAUUAAAAUCUUUUUAUUGUUGAUUCUAAUCUUCACAGUCUUAUGUGAAUUAUAUUUUUAUUUUAUGAUAGUCAACUAAACUAAUUUAGUAAUUUAUCAUAAUUAUUCUAGAUUGUUUCAUAUAGUGGGGCAAUAUUAAUUGAUGUCCUUCUUAUCGAUAUUAUUAUUUUUAGCGCGAAUAGAUUUUUAGGGGAAAAUAAAAAGAAGAAUAUAAGAAAAAGAAUAAAAGAACUCAAAUAACUUACUAAUAUUUAAAAAGAGAAAGAAUGA